This is a messenger RNA of Sphaerodactylus townsendi, 6828 nucleotides long. It is a transcript of the gene AMOT, whose product is annotated as angiomotin. The transcript has 12 exons. The coding region runs from base 413 to 3142 and encodes 909 amino acids. Gene Ontology annotation, cellular component: plasma membrane; cytoplasmic vesicle; bicellular tight junction. The record is from RefSeq and is a predicted model, not a curated record. Gene Ontology annotation, biological process: establishment of cell polarity involved in ameboidal cell migration; hippo signaling; actin cytoskeleton organization. Gene Ontology annotation, molecular function: signaling receptor activity. NCBI's taxonomy places the organism in Eukaryota, Metazoa, Chordata, Lepidosauria, Squamata, Sphaerodactylidae.
GAGCGUCAGCUGAGGCCGCCGCAGCCAAUCGGGAGGCGCCGUGGGCAUUUGGAGCGGGCCUCCCCUGGCCGCAGCCUCGGCACCCGCGUCUCGGCGUCUCGUGCGGCGGGGAGCAGCCGGGCCGGGCGAGGGGCGUCGUCGUCGUCGUCGUCGUCGUCGUGCGGGGCCCGCUGGAGCCGCCUGCGAGAGUCCCCCGCGAAGCCGCCGCCGCCGCCGCCGGAGUGGCCCCUGCUCCGGCCCUCGUCCCUGGCGGGCGGCGCUGCUGCUGCUGCGGGGUGGCCGCGAUGGUCCGCGCGCAGCCCCCGGGCGUUUCCUGCGCGGCGGCCCGCUGGGCGCCCGGACCCUCCGGCCUCAGGUCUCUGACUGCUUAGUGUCCCCUUUCGCAGUCCACCAGCAAAGCAUCACAGUUGCAAUGAGGAAUUCAGAAGAGCAAACGGCCACGACAGUUUUACAGCGUUUGCUGCAGGAACAGCUGCGAUAUGGGAACCCAAAUGACAACCGCAACCUUCUUGCCUUGCACCAACAAGCCACGGGUAAUGCACCCCCUUUUGCCAGCAGUGGGAGCCCAGGAAUUCCAAAUGAAGGGCUGAGCCCCCAAGACCAUCAGAUUGGCACCCAUGUUGCUCGCCAAGAGCCUCAGGGCCAGGAGAUACAAAUGGACAAUAGCAUCAUGGAAAAGCAGCUCUCCCCAAGGCUCCAGAAUAGUGAAGAUCUCCCAACAUACGAGGAAGCCAAAGUCCAGUCUCAGUAUUUCAGGGGCCAGCAGCACGCCAGCAUCGGGGCGGCAUUUUAUGUGACAGGAGUCUCCAAUCAGAAGAUGAGGACCGAAGGGCGGCCUACUGUUCAGCGUGUGAGCCCUGGCAAAGUUCAUCAGGAUGAAGGACUUAAGGACCUUAAGCAAGGACAUGUUCGCUCGCUGAGUGAGAGGCUGAUGCAGCUGUCCCUAGCCACCAGUGGUGUCAAGGCUCAUGCUCCCGUCACAAGCGCCCCGCUCUCUCCGCUUUCCUCACAGCAGACUAAUGACUUGUACAAGAGCUCAGGGGCCGGUGAGUUCUACAAAGGCUCCUUGCCAAGCCCUCCUCAGCCAAACAUGAAAGGCAUGGAGCACAGGGGUCCCCCGCCAGAGUAUCCUUACAGAAAUAUGUCUACACCUAUGAGCUGUAAGCCACAGGAUCCUGGGCAUUUCUAUGGUGACUAUCGCAUGGCCCAGCAAGGCAGGUCUGAUGGGCCCAUGAUGAGGUACCAGCAUCCUCCUGAGUAUGGAUCAGUCAGGCAGAAUCCAGACCUUCAGCUGCAUUUACAGCAGAGGCCUCCUCACCAUCACAGCCCAACGUCUUCACUAACGUCUUUGGGAUCUUUGACACUCCUGCAGUCUCUGCCACCCUCCAGGCUGUCUCCUUCUCAGCAUCAGCCUCCACUUACUCCCAGCCAAGGAGACCCAUUCUCCCUGCCACGGACCCAGCAGUUGUUUCUAUCCAACCAAAUCCAUCAGGGCGAUCUUUACCGACUUUGUCAACCUGUGAUUGGACAGCAGCAACAUCAACAAGGGGAUUCGUACUCAGCGCUGCCAAGGCCUCAGCCAGCACCUUCUCCUUACCAGCAGCUGACAGUGGAUCCCUUUGCCAUUGUCUCCAGGGCCCAGCAGAUGGUGGAGAUCCUCUCUGAGGAAAAUCGGUCUCUGCGGCAAGAGCUGGAUGGGUGUUAUGAGAAAGUAGCAAGAUUGCAAAAGUUGGAAACAGAAAUUCAGCAAGUUUCGGAGGCUUACAAAAAUCUGGAAAAGUCCUCUUCAAAGAGGGAAACCUUGGAAAAAGCCAUGAGAAAUAAACUGGAAGGGGAAAUCCGCAGGCUCCAUGACUUUAACAGAGACCUCAGAGAACGCAUGGAAACAGCCAACAAGCAACUGGCAGAAAAAGAGUUUGAGGGUUCUGAGGAGAAUAGGAAAACGAUCUCCCAGCUCUUUGCACAAAAUAAAGAAACCCAGAGGGAGAAAGAGAAGCUGGAGGUAGAACUGGCAGCUGCUCGCUCCACAAACGAGGAUCAGCGGAGGCACAUCGAGAUCCGGGAUCAGGCCUUGAACAAUGCUCAGGCCAAGGUGGUGAAACUGGAGGAAGAGGUGAAGAAGAAGCAUGUUUAUGUGGACAAGGUGGAGAAAAUGCAGCAGGCGUUGGCUCAGCUGCAGUCCGCCUGUGAAAAGCGAGAACAGCUGGAGCACCGGCUCAGAACUAGGCUGGAGAGGGAGCUGGAGUCCCUCCGGAUGCAGCAGCGACAGGGUGCUGCAUCUCAGCCUGCCAGCAUCUCAGAGUGUAAUGCCACCUCACUGAUGGAGCUCCUGCGGGAAAAAGAGGAGAGGAUCCUUGCUCUGGAAGCUGACAUGACCAAGUGGGAGCAGAAGUACCUAGAAGAAAGUGUGAUGCGUCAGUUUGCAUUGGAUGCAGCAGCUACUGUUGCUGCACAGAGGGACACCACUGUCAUCAGCCACUCCCCCAAUGCCAGUUACGACACUUCCCUGGAAGCUCGUAUUCAGAAGGAAGAGGAGGAGAUUAUGAUGGCCAACAGGAGGUGCCUUGAUAUGGAGGGCAGGAUCAAAACUCUCCAUGCUCAGAUCAUUGAGAAGGACGCCAUGAUUAAAGUCCUCCAACAGCGGUCUCGGAAAGAGGCCAGCAAGACUGAUCAGCUGUCUUCCAUGAGACCAGCCAAGUCCCUGAUGUCGAUCUCCAACACGGGGUCUGGCUUGCUUUCCCACUCCUCCACACUGAGCAGCACCCCCAUUCUGGAAGAGAAGAGGGAGGACAAGAGCUGGAAAGGCAGCUUAGGUGUUCUGCUGGGAACAGAAUGCCGCUCGGAAUCCAUCCCUUCAACCCCCUCACCUGUUCUUCCUUCUACUCCGCUACUCUCUGCGCAUUCAAAAACUGGCAGCCGAGACUGUAGCACUCAGACAGACCGUGGCAGUGAGCAGAACAAGAUCCCGGCCUCCACUGCUGCUCCUCCAGUGCAGGGGAGGCUCCCUGCUAUGAGUCUGUCCUACACUGCAGAGAAAGCAGAUGGCCCAGUUUUCCAUUCCAGCACCCUGGAAAGAAAAAACCCCAUUCAAAGUUUGGGGCAGGACCUCAACGACACAGAAAUGGUGGAGUAUCUCAUCUGAAGAAAUGUGCAGCUGGAGCAGAAGAGCCUCGCUCCCCUGCCCCCGGACUUCUUUUUUAGUUAGCAAAUUCAAAUACCUGAUUCAUAAAGGAAUGUACAGUUGUAUGUCACAGUAUAUACACUCCCUAAAGUAUGGACAGCUUAAUUUAUAAUUUGUUCCAAAACAUUAGGGUAGAUUUGAUCUUUUUGAGAAGAUAAUUUUGCCCAACCAUCUUUUUAAACAAAAAAUACUGGAUCUGUUGGCAUCUGGAUGAAUCAAGGUCUUAAAUGCACUAAUUUUUUUGUCAGUAUUGUUUUAAAAAACCUGUCUUAAAAAAGAAAAGAAAAAUCGUUAACUUUUGAAGUCUGCUAGGCCUUUACCAAGCCUGUUAUCACCAGGUUCUUCACUGGCCAUACAAUAUCUCGGUGCUGUCAUUUUUUAUUGUCAUGUAAAUGACCUGAAUAUUCAGAUAUUCCUGAGUAUCAACAAUACAUAAACCUCCAAGACAUGUCAGGAAUCUCCUUCUCCUUGUGAGAGUGUGUCUAUUUUCACUAAACAUUCCAGGAUGGAGCGAGUGUUGCAUUUUCACAAUGUGCCUGCACUUCUCAGCAUUCUCUGUGUUAGAUAUCCUGAGAUGAAGAGAGUUUGCUAUGCUCAUAUAUGUCAAGAUGUUUUUUUUCCUUCAGGAUUUCACUGAAUAAGCAGCAUCAGUUCGUUUUGCUUUUAGUUCUGUUCUCUGCUUUUCAGCUGCCUUCACAGAAAUCACCCUGUGUUCUCUUAGUGGUCGUGUAUCAAACCACAACAGGGCCUUGGGAUUGUUCAGUAGCUGAAGAGGUUUGUCUUCACAUGACCGGAGUGAAGAUUUUUCUCCGUUGUUUUUUCCAGAUUUCCAAAAUGCCUUGCCAGUCGGUCACCAGCUCAUUCCAGGACAACAGCUGUCCUCCUAAUACUUGUCUAUUAACAACUAAGAAUUUAGUGCCUUAUUCGUGAUAAUAGUGACUUGAAGGUGGGUCAGUGUUUUAAGAAAUAAAGAAACUCUCCAGGUUGCCAAUCUUGCAUUUUCCUGAAAUCCAAAAUGCUUUUUUCCUUCUGCAGAAAUUAUUAGAAAACCAUCAUUUACAGUGGAAACAUGUGGAGUAACUUUCAUUUUUCCUCUCUCUGGGAGCCAGCACCACUCUCCUUGCAGCAUCUGGCCAACAGUUUCUGCUGAGAUUUUUUUCUAAAAGAAAAAUUAUUCCCUUCAGUGCACAACGUUGACAUUAACUAUUUAAGUGGUUCCUAAAGUUCCCACCUGUUAGCGAUGGUGUGUGCUCUUCCUCUCUCCUGUUUUUGAUAUGGCUUCAUAUAUGAAUAUGAAAAUAAAAAUAUACAGAAGCCAUGAGUGGAACCUGCAACAAAAGGUGAAGUGUGACCGGACCUUUUCAGCAGUGUGAGAUGAGUUCCCUACUCCUUCCCUUUGCAUUGCUCAGGGAGCUUCUAAGCGGCACAAGUCUGGCGAGCAUCCUCUCUACAGUGUGGUGUGUUGAAGGGAAAGCUCCUAGCAUCACACUGGACCACAAGAGGCAAAGCAUGAAUUGCAUCCCAGAAGGCCUCUGGAGCUUCUGCAUAACUUCUUUCUGUAGAAAUAACUUUUCACAGUAUGUUAGAAGCACCAAGAAGAUUGGUUUAUUUACUUCCAGACAGGUCACAGAUGAAGUUCUCUGUGGUUUCAAGUUCCGCCCUAAAUUAAAGGAGGAAGGGGGGUUCUGGAGAAGCUGUGUUUCACUUGACACUUGCUGGGUUUGUUACAGGAUCUGAGGGUACGUAGACAGUUCCUGUCCACACCCGCCAAUUAGGGCCUGUCAACCCAAUACUUUUUUUCCUCAAGCGAAUCUAGACAAGAUAGGUCCUUAGGGUCAUGCACAGCCUUUGGUCCACUUAUCCAGAAAGGAAAGCAGAUUCUCGGCAAACAGCAUCCCCCCGCUUUUGUACCAGAAAUGAGACAAAUGUUAUAAAACCCUGAUGACCUUCAUGUGUGAACCAAGCUUUAGAGUUGAGAUGAACUCAUGUAAUCAAAGCAAAGCUGUACGUGGCCUUGCGGGAACUCUGUAUAUUGUUUCUACAAGGUGAAUGGAUUUUAGGCUCGGUUACUUCUCACACGCUCCAGUGUCUUCACUGCAAUUCCAUUUAUCUCAAGACAGCCUUGAGUGUGAAGUGACUGCCUGGCUAGGGAAAUGCUGCAGUGUUCCAAAACAUUGAAUGUCUUUGUUUGGUGCCUCGAUAUAUUUCUUUCCUUGAACUUGUAUAGGAACUUGUGUUUUAUGCCUAGAAUGUAAACCUCAUCAUUAUAACUGUACUGUACAGAAAAUACAUUUCCUUUUGCAAAGAAUUCAGAGGACAGUGUUAGCUCUAUAUUUUUCAGUAACUGCUAAAGCACACUUUUUCUUCCCUUUGUAUGGUCAGUGCUAAAUCCAAGGCCCAUAUCUGGGCAUUUCCUGGUGUGUUCUUCUCACAGGGCUCCUCAGCCUUUAGUUGGAGCCUUACAGCAUCCUUAUACCAAAGAACCAAUAGCUGCUGGGUGCUCUGGGAUUCUGAGAAGAAAUGGUGGCCACUCAACGCCUGCCUUAGCCACUGGAUAGGGAGUGGGCAGCAUUAUGCUUCUCCUGCUAAGAGUUGAUUUCAUAUGAUCCAGUGGAACCAACUUUCGGGAGAGUGCAGGAUUCUCAUUUCUGUACUAUGGUUACAUCCUUGUGGGGUGGGUCUUAAAAAUUAUCUUUGUUUUCUGCAUGAGCCAAAUGUUGCCUCCUAAGAUUUCAAGAGACCUCCUGUUUCUUGAUGCCAAAUUCACAGGGUUGCAACUUCACCCCUCCUCAGCCUGUCAUCCUCCCAUCCCUGUCACCUUCUGAAGCAAGUUGGAUUUGCAGUUUGUCCCAAAGUUGGAGGAAGGCAGAGGUGAGGUGGGACAAGCAGAACAGCAACAGGAACCCAAUGUCCUGGUUAGGACCUGGCUGCCCUGCAGAUCCAGUGUAGCAAAAGGCAGCUCCCUUCUUCUCUGCCAGACCUAGGAGAGCCACAGAUUCCGCAGCUCUGCUGUUCCUGCACUGAGCUGCUCUUCGGCUGGGUGUCCCCCUGCUCACUGAAGCAUCCUUCAGAAAGGGCAGACUCUAGACUCACCACCCAAAAUUAAGGCCAUCUGGGUGCCUCUUGGAGAUCUGGCAGGCCAUUAACACACAAUUGGUAAGUGAUCACUGGCUGCGUCACCAGGUGAGUUAGCCAGGCCUGGCAUAAUUAAAGAGGAGGCCUCUUGCCCAAAAGUAUGCACCAAAAGCCUUUGGCAGACUUUUCCUUCUUGUUUCUGAUGGGCACCAGAAAACGGAAAGGGCUAUCAUGAGACUCAAUGGGGGGGGGGGGGGCGGCAAAAUUGUUAAGAUCAUAUUGGACCCAUUGCACCUUCGUUUCUGGUGAAGGAAAGACCAGUUCAUAGGCAACAUAUUCAGUUUCUUCAUAUGUAUACAUGGAACAAUAACUCUAUUAACAUUUGAUAAAUUGCAUCCAAUAAGGAAGAACUACAGAAGGAAGGGACCAGUGUAUGCUGCUUGUCUUUUAAAGUCCAAAAUACAAAAGCCUACAUUGAACGAAAAUGAACUGUUUAGUUAACAGCUUUUAGAUAUUGUAGCAAUGUUGCCUUUUUCUGUAUAACAAUUGUAUUAAAACCAAAUUUAUAUGGA